This is a messenger RNA of Frankliniella occidentalis (western flower thrips), 1569 nucleotides long. RefSeq lists its product as uncharacterized. Lineage: Eukaryota; Metazoa; Arthropoda; Insecta; Thysanoptera; Thripidae. The transcript is spliced from 6 exons. The coding region runs from base 1 to 1569 and encodes 522 amino acids. The record is from RefSeq and is a predicted model, not a curated record.
AUGCACGGAGUGAGGGAGGAUGCUAUAAAGGCAACUAACGACCCUAGCCUAAGUGAACAUAAAUGUCCACGGUGUGAUAAGUCAUAUGCACACAAGCCAAGCCUGCGGAGACACAUGUUGAGCCAUGAAAGAAUCGAGAGAAGGCAGAGUCAGGAAGCACAAGUGAUUGACAGCGGUGUUGAGGUGAUGGAAUGUGGUGAAAUGUCGGGUGAAGAAGUGCCCCAAGAAUGUGUUGUGAGGUCAUAUUUGUGUUUGUUUGGUUCUGUUUUCUGUCUUGAUAUCAACUGUUCAUUUUGUUAUAGAGAUGAAGUGACUGCAAAUACUGGAGUGGUGAAUGAGGAAGAGAGGGUUGUGGAUGAAUGCUUUGAAGGGGAUGUUGAGGGACAUGUUAAUUUGACAUGCCCAAAAUGUGGUGAAAAUUGUACUACAUACAUCAGAUUGAGACAACACCUUGUGAAUGAGCAUGACUAUAAAUUGGACAUAGAACAGAAAGAUUUUAAAAGUUUGGACGAAUUUUGGAUCUGGGAAGAAAGCAUGGAACAGAAGGAGUUUUGCAGUUUUAGUAAUCGACGUGGAGUAAGAUCUUUGAAAUCAGGGAAGAAAUAUUACUUUGACUGUCAUAGAAGUGGCGUCUUUACUUCGAAAGGAACUGGGAAGAAAUUUAGACCGGCUGACAAACAGACCUGCAAAAUUGGGUCUGUUUGUCCUGCAACUAUUCAUUUGACAGUAUCGGACUCUGGUGUACAUAUGGAAUGGUCAAAGGAGCACUUCGGACAUGAGUGUGAUAUAAACUUUUUAAAAUUGACCGCCACUGAAAGGACUUUUAUUGCUGACAGACUCAAGAAUGGCACCUCUUUUGAUGUAAUUUUAGAUGACAUAAGAGACUCAGUGGAAACAACCUUUGACUUUAGACGAUUGCAUUUACUGGACAAGAGAGAUUUAUGGAAUAUUUUAAGGAAGGUUGAAUUUAAACAUCGACAUGCUCACAAGAAUGAUGCUAUUAGUGUUAGUAGAGACAUUGAAAAGAAGAGGAAUCAACAACCCUGCCCAUUUUCAAUAAGUUACGGACCCCUGCCCUGUAGCUGCACAUAUGACAGUUGUAAACUUGGAAUUGAUGACUUUAUGAUUAUUUUAUGCACUCCUUACCAGGAAGCAGAGUUCGGCAACUACCUUGAAGAAAAAGUUUUAAUUGACAGUACCCAUGGCACAAAUGACUAUGAUUUUCAAUUGACAACGUUGGCCACUGUUCACUCAGCUGGUGCAGGUGUGCCAGUUAUGUACUGCAUUUCCUCCUCUGUGUCUAUUGACUCUAUGACUCUAUUUUUUAAUGUUGCUAAGACCACUCUUUCCAAGAAAACAAGCACGAAGGUUUUUAUGUCUGACAUGGCUGGAGAGUUUUACACUGCCUGGAAGAAUGUUUUUGGUGACGCUGACUUGAAUCUAUUUUGUACCUGGCAUGUUGACAAGCGGUGGCGCCUCAAAGUGAAGGAACAAGUCAAGGGUGUGAGUAAGCAGGCUGAAGUGUACAGAGGAUUGAUUGCUGUGAGGAAUGUUUUGGAUAAAGAGUAG